Dibothriocephalus latus is the source of this 330-nucleotide messenger RNA. The record is from the annotation of a GenBank genome assembly. Lineage: Eukaryota; Metazoa; Platyhelminthes; Cestoda; Diphyllobothriidea; Diphyllobothriidae.
AUGGUCAACUCAAAAUCUCGAUCCGAGCUCACGACAAUCCUUCCCAUUCUCAGUAUCCGUACCGCACUAAAGUUCGACAUGGAGUGCUCCGCGGCCAAGCUUGGCUAUAGCACCACUCUACAGAUUCUCGGCGAUUUUUUUUCAGGCAGGCUCAACGCUCAGCCGAAUUGUAUCUUACUGAUUAUGUUCGAAGACUGCGCCACGCAGUGGCUAAUCUCUGAGCCCUCCCUCCACAUCUGUCAGCAAGUAAGUCAUCCAUUGACCCUUGUAUUUAUCCGCGUGGGCGGUGUUUCGUCGGACACUUUAGCAGCCCUUCGAUGGAUCAUUUAG